GAGCUGGCGGGCAGGCUGGAGGGACGGGUGUUCCCGGGGGAUGACGUGCAGAUCCAUGACGUCACCCCCCGCACCUGCCAGCUGGCGCUGCUGGGGCCGGGGGCGGAGGCGGUGCUGCGGGAGCUGGCGCCGGCUGACGCCCUAGCCCCGCUGCUGUCCCCCAGCAGCACCCCCACCACCCCCAGCACCUGGCCCCACCUGCUGUUGGGCUUCCGGGGCCGGCCGCUGCUGGUGGCGGCGGGCAGCGGGCUGGGGCGGGGCGUGCCGGGUUUCAUGUUGGUGGUGGACGAGGAGGUGGCGGGGGAGCUGUACGGCAUGCUGGUACGGAAGGGCGCUAUCCCCAUGGGCAGUGAGGACUGGGAGGCGGCUCGCAUCCUGGCGGGUCGGCCGACCCGUGGGUCGGAGCUCACCGAGGACUACAACCCGCUCGAAGCCGGGCUGUACGACGCCGUGUCGCUGAACAAGGGCUGCUACAUUGGCCAGGAGACGCUGUCCAAGCUGCAGCUGCGCGAGGGGGUCAACCGGCAGCUGUGGGGGCUGCGGCUGAGCGGCCCCGCGGCCCCCGGGGACCUGAUUACCAGCGAGCUGAGCAAGGCGGGCGCGGUGACGAGUGCCUGUCAGGACGGCGAGGGCGAGUGGGUGGGGCUGGGCUACCUGCGCUGCCGGCUGGAGGGCACGCAAAUACAACUGGAAGGCGUGCGAGUGGCGGUUGCCGGCGCCCCCGCCACCGUCACCGCCAUCCCCUUUGCCUCACGUGCCUUCAGCCCGGCAGCGGAGCCGCCUCGGGAGGGAGCUGCUGCUGGGGGUGGUGGUGCGGAGGAGGGCGGCGAGGGCGGGAGCAUUACGAACCGGCUGGAUGAGGCCAAGCGCAAGAAGGCGGAGACGCAAGCGGAGAAGCAGGCAGCUAGCGAGGCGAAACUCAAGGCAAUGCAAGAGCGGCUGGCGGCCUGGCAAGCGGCGCAGCAGCAACAGCAGCAGUAGCAGCGGCUGCCUUUCACAACGGCAGCAUCAGCAUCAGCAGAGUGCGAAACAUGACUUGCACAAGUUGACCAAACGUUUUUGUACGGUGACGUGCUUGGGUGGAUAUGGCAAAGCAGGGCAUCCGCCCUGCUAUGGCGUGUUGUAGGACAUCCAUGUUUGCCAGGGAUGGCAGAGACGUGGCUUGACGUUUGCGUUUUGUCAGUUGCUUAAUACCCUCCAGGCAAAAUGCUAUGGCUGGAUGCUUAUAGUUGCGGCCUUGGAAUAGGGGUUCGACCCGCUUGAGGCGGGAACGGUCAAUGUUACCGGCAAGGGCGGCAGUAGCCGCACGCGGUAUUUCGUAUCCCCGCCACAGCAGUUCAAUUUUUCGUUACGCUAGUUAACUAUGACACUGUUGCCGACAUACGACUGCAGUUGCAAAGUGAAGUGAUGUGCUGCGGCAAUUGUGCUGCGCAGCAGCAACGGUUUGGGACCACGCCAGCGCCCCAACAGUGCGCAACGGUGUUGUUGGUUGACGUUGGCCAGACAGGAUAACACGGC
Molecule: messenger RNA, 1518 nt
Organism: Astrephomene gubernaculifera
Lineage: Eukaryota; Viridiplantae; Chlorophyta; Chlorophyceae; Chlamydomonadales; Astrephomenaceae
Source: the annotation of a GenBank genome assembly